AUGGCGGAAGGGAGUGUGGAUUCCGGAAGUGAUCCGGAAAUGGAGGAUGAGACGUUGGAUGUAGAUAGUGGAGGCAAUGAAUGGAAAGUAGUAGAAAAUCAGGCAAGUAAGCGGGUAAUCAAAGAGGAAUUGUAUGGGGAGCUGGUGAAAGCUGGCAUUUUUGUUGCUCCAGAGAAGGGUGUUGUUGAGGAUGAGUCUGAGUUGGUGGGUAAGACCGCUAACUCUGAUUCUACUUUUGACAUGGAUCCCAGAGAUUCUGGUUCUAAAGCUAUGGCAUAUUUGUCACAGUUCUACAGGAACUCUAACGCAGCUAAAGCCCUUGGCAGAAUGUUUGUUUCAAAUCUGGAAAAUGAACUGAAGACCAUGCAGGCGUUUUUUGGACUGGAGGUCACAGGUCAGCUGGACUCAAACACUCUGAAGACGAUGAAGCUGCCUCGCUGUGGAGUCACCGACGUGGCCAAAUUUGGGCACUUCGAGGGGAAGCCCAGGUGGAAGCAGAGCGUUGUAACAUACAGGAUAACUGAAUAUACACCACAGCUGAGUCAGAAAGAGGUGGACACCACAAUUGCUAAAGCCUUCCAGCUCUACAGUGACGUCAUUCCUGUAGAUUUCAAGCAGAUAUUCAGUGGCACGGCAGAUAUCAUGAUUCUCUUUAAACGGGGAUAUCAUGGAGACUUUUACCCCUUUGAUGGGCCGAAUGGUGUUCUGGCUCAUGCAAACUCCCCCGGCCCGGAGCAGGGAGGAGACACACACUUUGAUGAUGAUGAAAAAUGGAGCUUAAGUUCCAAAAACAUAAACCUGCUUUUGGUGGCGGCUCAUGAAUUCGGGCAUGCACUGGGACUCGAUCACUCCAGAGACUCUUCAGCUUUAAUGUAUCCAACUUACAGAUACGUCAGUACAAACGGAUAUACUUUACCUCGAGAUGACCGACUUGGGGUCCAGGCUUUGUACGGUGUGCGAGCAUCAACAAAUAAACCUGAACCUAAGCCUGAACCAAAACCAAACCCACAACCUGCACCAAGCCCACCAGAACCAUGCAAGCGUGACUUGAUAUUUGAUGCAGCAACCAGCAUUCGAGGGGAAUUGUACUUUUUUAAAGAUAGGUAUUACUGGAAGAAGGGCUACUACGGCAGACUUACACUACUUGAAAUAAAAACCACCUGGCCAUCCAUUGACUCUGUUGAUGCUGCCUAUGAGUUACAGGACAAAGACACAAGUUUUCUCUUCAAAGGUAAGCAGUUCUGGGCAGUAAAAGGCACCACUAUACUGUCUGGAUACCCCAAACCCAUAUCCACAUAUGGGUUUCCAUCAAGUGUGAAUAAGAUUGAUGCAGCCGUACAUGUGAAAUCAACUGGUCGCACUUUGUUUUUUGUUGGAAGCAAAUACUGGAGCUUCAAUGACAGAACGGGUAAGAUGGACCGAGAAUUUCCUAAAUCCAUCAUUGGUGAUUUUCUUGGCAUCGGCUCAAAGGUGGACGCGGCUUUUGAAAACUAUGGUUAUCUGUAUUUCUCAGACGGUGCAAGGCAAACAGAGUAUAUCUUUGCCUCAAGACGAGUGAAUCGUGUUUUAUUGAACUACGGAUGGCUGAAUUGCUACUAA
Messenger RNA from Danio aesculapii, 1599 nucleotides. RefSeq names its product matrix metallopeptidase 30 (gene mmp30). Gene Ontology annotation, cellular component: extracellular matrix. Gene Ontology annotation, molecular function: zinc ion binding; metalloendopeptidase activity. NCBI's taxonomy places the organism in Eukaryota, Metazoa, Chordata, Actinopteri, Cypriniformes, Danionidae. The transcript has 11 exons. Bases 1 to 1599 code for a protein of 532 amino acids. The record is from RefSeq and is a predicted model, not a curated record. Gene Ontology annotation, biological process: extracellular matrix organization; collagen catabolic process; proteolysis.